Molecule: messenger RNA, 4026 nt
Organism: Nelumbo nucifera (sacred lotus)
Lineage: Eukaryota; Viridiplantae; Streptophyta; Magnoliopsida; Proteales; Nelumbonaceae
Product: Transducin/WD40 repeat-like superfamily protein
Biological process (GO): transcription initiation at RNA polymerase III promoter
Cellular component (GO): transcription factor TFIIIC complex
Molecular function (GO): protein binding; histone acetyltransferase activity
Source: RefSeq, a predicted model, not a curated record
UGUCGGUCCCUAAUAAAAACGUCGCUAUAUAUUAAUUUUCAAGCAACGAAAAGUGAAGGCAUAUUUGCCGUUGGAGAAGAGAUACACGAAAAACAAAAAAAAAUCCAAAGAGCCCCGCUAAAUGUUUUCUCCCGCGCAAACGAAACCAGUAACUUCUCUCGUCUUCCCUCAAACCGCACCAGCAAAAACCCUUUCAAAAUCUUCUCUUUAUUGAUUCUAGGUUUCUAACCCUCUCUCCCAUCGCAUAUUCGCAUUUUCCUAAUUUCUUCCGCAGCUGAGAAGCACCGAACUGAAUUAAGAGCAGACCAUCAAACCUUCUCUUUGCCGAUUCUAGGUUUCCAUCCCUCUCUCCCUCAUCUCUUGCCACUCCUUCGGCAGCUGAGAACCGAACUGAACUCAUCUCCGGCGAGGUUGAUCUGGUCUUGUAAGAAUUCAUAGUCUAUUAGCCAAUGCUUCUUUUAGAGCUUCUUCGUUACUAUGAUCUUCAUCGACCACCACAAUUUGUUGAGGCUAUAAAAUGAAGAGAAAAAAAUCAGAGCCAAGUGUUCAUAUUGUUGAUUGUUCUAUAAUUGAAGAACAAUGGCUUUGCCUUUCCAAGUGGCUGCAGUUGUUGCUUCUCCCUCUUAUCCAAAUUCUGUAGCUUGGUCUGACGAGAACUUGGUGGCUAUUGCAUCUGGACAUCUUGUCACUAUACUGAAUCCAGCUUUACUUUUUGGACCUCGAGGACUGAUUACAGUCCCCCCUAGCAUACCUUUUCCAAUUGGAGUGAUCAAGAAAGAAGAUCUUCUUUCUGGAUGUUUAGCACCUACCUAUUUGGCACGCGAAACUCGUCCUUGUGUUCGCUCCAUUUCAUGGUCUCCUCUAGGAUUAGCUCCCAAUUCAGGAUGCUUGCUUGCUGUUUGCACCACAGAAGGUCGUGUGAAGAUUUACCGUCAGCCUUUUCUUGAGUUCCGUGCUGAGUGGGUAGAGGUCGUUGAUAUUUCUGACAUUCUAUGUGAUUACCUCACAAGUAUCAAUUUUGGGGAGUUGGAAAUGACUUCCACAGAAUCUUGUCAUGAGGAAAGAGAUAGAGACAACAUAGAGCUUGGUUAUGUCGAUAGUUUGAAGAUCUCUAAUUUGAGCAAGGGCCGUAAACGGGCAGUGCGAAACUCAGGAAAAAUAUUUGACAACACAAGAACUUUGGCAAACCAAAUAUCACAUGGAGGAGAUGGUGUGGAUUCAAAUGGUAGCUUGCUACCAUGUAACAAAAAGUUGAUUACAGCAUAUAAAGAAGUAGUCUCCUUCCCUUGCUCAAUUUUCAAACAAGGAUCUCCAGUAGAGGUUCUAACACAUAUUGGGGCUCAGCACAUUUGGUUCUGUGGAAAAAUAGAAUGCAUGGAUGGUGCAAAAGCUCUUGUUCGCUUCUCAGAAUUGAUGGAUAAUGAGAAGCAAGAGGAAUGGGUUGAUCUCAACCCUGUAAAUGAUAGCACAAAAAAUUCAAGUGUUAUCAGCAAUACUAUGGCUGAUCAGGAUGCUCCUUCGCCAAAAAUUCGUCCUUCCAUGAAUGUGGGCAAUCUUCCAGAUCAACUUUUUCUGGAUAAAUGUCAUGGGGUGGAGGAAAUUCUCAGAAUUGGGCAAGUGGUGGAAGCUUUUAUGAAUAAUAGAUGGGUGGAAGGCUUAUUUAUGGGCUUCAAUGGUCAUGCUUUACUGGUGAAACUUACUGGUGAUAGCAUCUGUCUCACAUUAGAUGCUAACACAGUUCGAGUGGCACCAUUAUGGAAUGCUGAGCUAAGAGCAUGGCAAGUUACUCUUCUGAGGAUCAAGACUGAGAAGCUCAGAGAAAAUAGUCUGGGGCAAACUUCUUCUGUGCCUACAUCUGAAGGGAAGCAUCCAAAGAGGAUGAGAGAAAAUGAUUAUUCUCCAUUGCUAAAUGCAGGGCAGUAUGCUUCUCGCAAUGCAAUUUUAUCAUCAACUGUUGUUGCCUGGUCACCUUUGUUGCAAGUAUCAUCUGAUGUUGAUACUACACCCACAGAUAGAUUCAACAGUGACGGCACUCUUCUGGCAGUGGGAAGCAAAUCUGGUAAAAUUUCUUUGUGGAGAAUACAUGAACCACACUGCUACUCUACUGAGGACAGCAAGGUUUCAGUUGAUAUGAUGCUCAUAGGACUCCUUGAGGCUCAUAGUUCAUGGGUCACUGCAAUUAGCUGGGGAAAAUUUGCAUGUGAUGCUUCAAAUUCUAAGGUUCUUUUGACUACUGGGAGUUCUGAUGGGAGUGUUAAGAUCUGGCUUGGAGAUACUGGUAGAUUGCUCAAAUCAUCAGAAGUUAGUUGUGCUUGCUUUUCCUUGCUGAAGGAGGUGUUAAACACUUCUCCAGUCCCAGUGUCAGUACUAUCAGUAAUUUUUCCCAUACAAACCCUGGAUGAAAUGCUCCUGGCAAUUGGAAAAGGAUCAGGAUCAUUGGAAGUAUGGAGGUGUGGCAUAUCCAGCCACAAGUUCCAGAAGUUUGGUUCAUAUGGUGCCCAUGAACAUAUUGUUACUGGUAUCGCUUGGGCAUUUGAUGGUCGUUGUUUGUACAGCUGUGGCCAGGAUAAUUCCAUGCACAGCUGGAUUUUACAUGGGAACUCCCUGCAUGAAGUGCCUAUUCCUUCGAAUUCUUUUGGCCUGAAAAGCUCCUUUGAUCAUCCACUUGUAUACGAUUCAUGUUUCGGUCUAGCAAUAUCUCCUGGAAACUUGGCGGUUGCUGUGGCUCGAAGCUUUGAUGCUGAUCUUCUGGAUCCAAUGUAUCAGGCAAGAACUCAAAAGGCUGCUGUUGAGUUCUUCUGGAUUGGAGGACAGCAGGUUGAAGUUUCAUUGGACACAUACCCUGAUAUUGGAACUGAAGGUCUGUCUGGUUUCUUGGGAAAGGAACUGGCCUGUUGGGAGGCUAACAUUUUGUGGUCUUUAAAGAAAUAUGAGUAUAUAGAUAAGCCAUUGGUUCUAUGGGAUGCUAUAGAAGCAUUGUCAGGUUUCAAGCAAGCAGCACCAAAAUAUGUUGAACGUGUAUUGACUAAAUGGAUCUCAAGUUGCCUUAUGGCAUGCCAUGCAAACUUCCCAUCAGAAAGUACUUUGUCAUGUGCCCCAAAAUUUCUACACAAGAUUCAUUCCCGCCAGAUGCACAUUCUCAAUGUUAUCUGUAGACGUUUAAUACUGUCUGAGCUGAAGGCAGAUAUACAUAACUUCAGACAUCACAAUACAGAAAGCUUAGAUGGUGUUGAAGAUGAGCAACUAAAACUGUGGAUUGAGUUAUUUAUUAGAAAUGAAAGAGAACUGCUAGAAAGACUAGUUACUUUUAGCUUUGCAGUUCUUUCUAGUCAUGUAACUUCUUCUGCCAAUAAUAUUUCAAUAGCUAGAUACUGGACUCCUUCUGGGGUUGCGCAGAUGGAACAGUGGAUUGCAAUAAAUCAUGAGUGGGUGCAUGACCAACUUAAACUCCUGAGAGCAGAAAUUAAAGAGAUCCAUACAAGGCUGCCCUCCAUCUGUGAAUAUGUUACAGAAGAGAAGUGUAGCCAUUGUUCUUCACCAGUUCCAUUUGAAUCUUCAGAAGUUGCUUUCUGUAAAGGUGCAGCAGGCGGAGUUGGCCAAAGACAUAAACUAGCAAGGUGUACCAUAUCCAUGCGGGUUUGCCCCACUACCCCACUAUGGUUUUGUAUAUGCUGUCAAAGGUGGGCUUCAAAAUUGGCGCCUCAAAUUCUUUUUAGCAUGUCUAAAUCUCCUUCAGAAUGCAAGUUUUCUUUAGACGUCAAGUCUUGGAAUCAACUUUCCUUAAAACCCUUUUGUCCUUUUUGUGGGAUUCUACUACAAAGAUUACAGCCAGAGUUUCUACUCUCGGCGUUGCCGGUGUAACUUAAAUUUUCUAUUUCGAUUCUUUUAUAUUAUAUAUUUUUAACAUAAUGGAAUAUUCCAGAUCUGCCUCCCCACCAUGUAGUGGGACCAGAGAGGGUGAAAGGGCCAGAUUUUCAUACCAUACUUUUAGUUAAGUUUUGUUAUUGAGUUGAGGUUAGUCAUUGA